This is a messenger RNA of Myxocyprinus asiaticus (Chinese sucker), 3862 nucleotides long. RefSeq names its product elongation factor 1-alpha 2-like. NCBI's taxonomy places the organism in Eukaryota, Metazoa, Chordata, Actinopteri, Cypriniformes, Catostomidae. The transcript has 8 exons. Gene Ontology annotation, molecular function: translation elongation factor activity; GTP binding; GTPase activity. Bases 1948 to 3339 code for a protein of 463 amino acids. Gene Ontology annotation, biological process: translation; translational elongation. The record is from RefSeq and is a predicted model, not a curated record.
CAUAGGAAAACCAAUUGCUCUUUGGAAAUUUAAAAAAAGAAAAAACAUUUGGUGCUUGAAAGAACUAAGGAAGGCUUCACUUGUCCUCUCUCAACAUAUAAUAUCAAGAACUAAGUCACUAACUUGAUAUAAUUGCUAAACUUCUUAACAAAGAAAUAAGUGUGCCUUGGUCCUGCCACAGAAUAUUAAAAAUAAAAAAUUAAAUAAAUAAAAGAAAAUGGGAAUCCUGACUUUAUUUCUCGCAAGUGUGUCAUAUAAACUUAGAGAAAUAAAGUUGUGACUUUACAUCUUGUAAUUGUGAUAUUACAAGAUAUAAACUCUCAAUUGUGAGUUGAUAUCACACAAUUGUGACUAUAUCUUGCAAUUGAGACUAAUUGUGUAAUUACGACAUAAACUUGCAAUUGUGAAUUUAUUUCUUGCAAUUAUAUAUCUAGCAAUUACAAGUUUAUUUGUUGUAAUUACUAGAUUUCAACUUGCAUUUUUGACUUUCACGCAAUUGCGACUAUUUCUCACUAUUGCAACUUAAUUUCACGAAAUUGCAAGUCAUUAAGUCACGAUUGUGGGAGAUAAACUCACAAUUAGCCUUUUUGGCUUUUUUAAAUUCCUUAGCAGAAGCCGACUUCAUUAGUAAUAGAGGAUGAAGACAUAGAGAAAAAAAAAUGCUUUACCCUGCAUUUGGAGCUGGGUGCACAUUCAUGAGCGCUGCCAUGUUGAGAUUCUAUGACCAGCCAAAUACUACUUGCUUUAUAUCAAUAAUCACCUGUUAUUGGGCUCUUUCACUUGCGGCAUAAAUGAAUAAUGGCUGACUGUGAAUUUAUACUAUGACAUUGGUAACUGUUUUUGUGUGUCACCUCAACAUAAACAAGUAUAUUACCAAAUGCCCCUUUAAAAAUAAAGUUUUUUUUUUUAUUGUUUCUUUGCAGCACUAUAGGUUCAGUUGAGCUCUUACAAAGAAACACUUUUCAAAAUAUUGGGUUCUCAAACUGGAUGCAUAGUUAUUUGGGUAUUUAAAACAAAUGUAGUCCCUGAUGCUACAUUAUACCUUCACAAGAUGAAAGUUCAGUGGCUUUUGGUGUGUUUACAGUAUAUAAAUGGUAAAACUAAUUCUGACGAUCCAGAGAGACCUUUUAUUUGUACAGUAGUUUGUUGCUUUAUAGCCGACAAUUUACAUCCAUAGAAUAUUAUGGAAUGCUGAUUACGGAGCUGGUCCAAAUCCACUUCAAAAAAGACAUUUAUUGAAGCUGAGAAGUUUUGAUGUGUUCUGCUAAUUUUGUCCCAUGACAAAACCCCUACUAAAAUUUAAAUGUGAACAAAAGAUGAAUGGGCAAAAUGGCAUUUAUUGAUGAAUAAAGUUUCUUGUAAAAUUUGCAGUUUUAAAAAGGUCUGUUACAUUGAGAAAGCCAGCUGAAACCGAUCAGGCCCAUUUUAAGGGCUGUAGAUAAACAGAUUUUCUUAUAAGUUUAAAUUGUUUAAUUGGAGAAUAAUAACUUAUAAUUAAAACAUUAGUAAUUGUUAAUGAUAAUAAAAAUAUGUAUUUGUAUUGAGGUGUCACAUUUCAAACCCUGGAAGACACAAGCACAUUCAUUCUUUCAGUAAAACCAUCUUAUUUCAAAUAACCAAUCAGAUUUUUAUGCAGGGAGCGAAGAACCAAGAUAUCAUGCUGAGUCACUGCACACUGCUCUAUUCAUCCACGUCUAUCCUUCAUCUCCCCUACUCAUCUCAUAUCCAUUGUGCUGUUGUUGCUGUCUCACUGCAGUCCUGCACCACCAGCCUCCCCCCACUUUGAGUGCCGCAUUGCUGUAUCAAAGUAGGGUGAGUUCAUUACGCACACAGUUAUUGCAGGAGCACAGAGUGUCUGUUUGCUGAGGGGAGAGCAGAGUGCCUGUCAACUGCAGAGCACAAGAAAACUCCAGGCGUUGCCAUUCUCUCUUCCUGCCCUGUGUGAUCAUGGGGAAAGAGAAGAUCCACAUCAACAUUGUGGUCAUCGGCCAUGUUGAUUCUGGGAAGUCCACCACCACUGGCCAUCUCAUUUAUAAGUGUGGAGGAAUUGACAAAAGAACCAUUGAGAAAUUUGAAAAAGAAGCUGCUGAGAUGGGAAAGGGUUCCUUCAAGUAUGCCUGGGUGCUGGAUAAGCUGAAGGCAGAGAGGGAGAGAGGAAUCACCAUUGACAUUUCACUCUGGAAAUUUGAGACCACGAAAUACUACAUAACUAUUAUCGAUGCUCCAGGACAUAGAGACUUCAUAAAGAACAUGAUCACUGGGACGUCCCAGGCGGAUUGUGCCGUUCUAAUUGUGGCAGCUGGGGUGGGUGAGUUUGAGGCGGGCAUCUCCAAAAAUGGGCAAACGAGGGAACAUGCCCUGCUGGCCUACACACUGGGCGUCAAGCAGCUGAUUGUAGCCGUCAACAAGAUGGACUCUACAGAGCCGCCCUACAGUGAUAAACGCUAUGAUGAGAUUGUUAAAGAAGUGAGCGCCUACAUCAAGAAGAUUGGCUAUAGCCCUGCCUCUGUUCCUUUCGUCCCUAUUUCAGGUUGGCAUGGUGACAACAUGCUGGAACCAUCCUCUAAUAUGCCGUGGUUUAAAGGCUGGAAGCUGGACAGGAAGGAGCAGCAUGCCAGUGGUGUGACUCUUCUGGAAGCUCUGGAUACUAUAAUGCCUCCAGCACGUCCCACUGACAAACCCUUACGUCUGCCCCUACAAGACGUCUACAAGAUUGGAGGUAUAGGCACAGUACCUGUGGGCAGGGUGGAGACUGGUAUCCUGCGGCCCAGCAUGGUGGUGACCUUUGCCCCAGUGAAUAUCACUACAGAGGUGAAGACUGUGGAGAUGCACCAUGAGUCUCUGAGUGAAGCACUGCCAGGAGACAACGUGGGCUUUAACGUAAAGAAUGUGUCAGUAAAGGACAUACGAAGAGGUAACGUGUGCGGGGACAGCAAGUCAGACCCGCCCCAGGAAGCAUCAGGGUUUACAGCACAGGUGAUCAUUUUGAAUCACCCUGGACAAAUCUGCGCAGGUUACUCUCCUGUCAUAGACUGUCAUACAGCUCACAUUGCCUGCAAGUUUGCUGAGCUAAAGGAGAAGAUUGACCGUCGCUCAGGCAAGAAGCUGGAGGACAACCCCAAAAGCCUGAAGUCUGGAGAUGCCGCUAUUGUGGACAUGAUCCCAGGGAAACCAAUGUGUGUAGAGAGCUUCUCUCAGUAUCCACCACUGGGACGUUUUGCUGUCAGAGAUAUGAGACAGACUGUUGCAGUCGGUGUCAUUAAAAAUGUGGACAAGAAGAUCGGUGGCAGCGGGAAAGUCACCAAAUCGGCCCAGAAAGCUCAAAAAGUUGGCAAAUGAAGUUAACUUUUCACCUCAGGCCCUGCCUAGCUCACUCAUCCAAUCAAAUGCCCCCCUCUUUCAUCUGGGCAUGCUCAGCCUGCUCCCCCGUGUGCUUGAAAUUUAUUACUCACUGGAUGCAAAUAAUGAAGGACUGGCAUUAAUUAUCAUAUUUUGAUUGGUCACUCUGUAUGACAGGAGACUGAUACACAUGUUGUGCAUGGAUGUCUGUCUUGAUAUAUGAACGGCAUCUUAUAAAUGAAUGUAACUAGUAUUGCUAAAUAGUGUGUAUGUGUGUGUAUAUUUGAAAGUGAAAGUAAUUAAAGUGUUUGUGUGAAUAAAUGCUACUAUUUGACCAAGAUAAUAAUUGAGAUAUCCAAAGUAAAUUAACUGCUGCUAGAAGUUUUGUAUAGUUUAUAAAUGAGCUUUGAUUAGGGGCUAAUUAAUCCAAAGUACCAUUUGUCUCCUUUGCCUGUCAGGUCUUAAUCACGAGGCCUGAAUUCUGACCCUUAUAUCUGAAACAACUGAUGAAUAAAUAAUAUAU